Molecule: messenger RNA, 2401 nt
Organism: Oppia nitens
Lineage: Eukaryota; Metazoa; Arthropoda; Arachnida; Sarcoptiformes; Oppiidae
Exons: 15
Coding region: 19-2385 (788 amino acids)
Molecular function (GO): lysozyme activity
Source: RefSeq, a predicted model, not a curated record
AUAAUAUUAAUAACAACAAUGUUAUCAUUAUUACAAUCAAUCCAAUUGUUUGUAAUAGCUAUAGUUAUAGCUAUAUUAGGUGUCAGUCACGGCCAGGAUGUCAGCCAAAGUUGUCUUCAAUGUAUUUGUAAGGCCAGCUCCGGGUGCAAACUAAACACCAAAUGUCAUAAUAGUGGACCAAAUGCCUACUUUUGCGGUCCCUAUCAGAUCUCCUGGGCGUAUUGGUCAGAUGCGGGUAAACCGGGAAAUACUGGCCAUUCAAAUGAUUUUGAAAACUGUCUAAACGAUAAACUAUGCGCUGAGGUUGCGGUCAAAGGUUAUAUGAGUAAAUGGCAAACGGAUUGCAAUAAUGAUGGUGUUAUCGAUUGUCUCGAUUUUGCGGCCAUUCAUAAGGCCGGUGCCAGCUCAUGUAAUCAACAAUGGCUUUACAAUAGUCAAUAUUGGCAAGUAUUUCGCCAGUGCCAUAUUUCAAGCACCGGUAGUAACACUGACUAUCCUACUCGGCCUCAGUCGUCGUGGAACAAUCAACCACAACAACCUCCUCGGCCCAGACCGACAGUCCCACCCCAACAACACCCACCAUCACCACCUCAACAUCAGCCAUGGGAUAACAACAGCCCACAACCUCAACCUACUGUUCCCGUAAACAACCCACCAUCAUACAAUGAUCAGCCGCAACCUGACGAUGCAAUUGUUCAGCCCUACCCACCCGAGCCCAGUGUUGAUGUCCAGCCCUACAAUCAACCCGAACAGCCGGUAGCACCCGAUGGCGGCGGCAGUCCCGCAUGGGAUGGUCAACCAGUGGACAGUCGUCCAUACUAUGAACAGCCUCAACCACCACCAUCACCAUCAUCACCAUCACUACAACCUAACGAACAGCCAUACAUAGACCCGUGGGAUCAGCCAUACCAACCGGACUAUCCAUCCAAUGAUAACUACUCGCAACCGGCGGCGGGGGCGGCGUCGCCACCGGGCGUUACCGAACCGGAUCCAUGGGAUGAGGUAUCCCGAGCUGUCGAUGAAGUAGUAGAUCAACCGUAUGGUGGAGGAGGAACAACACCUAAUAGGCCAGUGCCAACACAGCCGGCACUGAUACCGGGAGGUAGAGCACCGGUACAACCGGUUAGUUGGUCUCAACCACCGCAGCCGUCAGCUUACGACUAUAACAAUAAUAACAAUUUUGGUCAACCAUUUAAACCUCCUCCACCUCCUCCUCGGCCAACAAUAGUAGAGCCGUCACAGCCAUUACCAGUGGAAGCGCCUACUAAUGCAUCGGUCGAUGAUAGAUGUCUUGAUUGUAUUUGUCAGGCGAGCAGUGAUUGCGAUCUCAAUAAACAAUGUGAAGGAUCAUAUUGCGGGCCAUACCUAAUAAGCUGGGCCUACUGGGCCGAUGCUGGACAACCUGGAGGAGAUUAUGCUACCUGUGCCAACAAUAGGGCCUGUGCCGAAAAUACAGUCAGAGGAUAUAUGUCUAAAUGGCAAUCGGAUUGCGAUGGAAACGGCUAUAUUGAUUGCGACGAUUUUGUACGGAUUCAUAGAUCAGGUCCACAUUCAUGCAAUGCUGAAUCAAUUCAAACUACCGACUAUUGGAAAUCCUAUCAGUCCUGUAAAAGUCCGCCUAUAGAAGCUAGAAGACUGGAUACUCCUACCAACUCCCGGUCCACUCGGGACUCGCUGACCGGUCGUAGUGUACCUCAAUCGCCUCCCGGUGCCAAUCUAUUCCUGGAAUAUCCCAAUCCCGUACCCAACAAUAGGCAUAAUAAUAAUAAUAACUAUAAUCCUCUACCGCCCAACCAUUACGCUAGAGAUUCGCGCAUAACGUUCCCCCGAAACGACGCCCAACCAGCGGCACAGCCAGCAGCGGCUAACCAACCGAACCGUUAUGAGCCCACAGCUGGUAGUGGUCACAUACCGGUGCCGCCGAUCAGCAGCCAACCAGUGGUGGCCAACAAUUACAGUACGGAUAGGGCUCUGGAGUCUAUUGGCUUACAACGCGAUUGUUUGGACUGUAUAUGUCAAGCCAGCAGUAAAUGCAAUCAGGGAAUCGGCUGCCAAAAUGACGGUUCGGGUAACGGUUAUGUGUGCGGACCCUAUCAAAUGAACUGGGCUUAUUGGUCAGAUGCCGAUAAGCCGGGUAUUCGGGGUAAUCUGGAAAACUUGGAAAACUACCAGAGCUGUCUAACUAAUAAGGCCUGUUCGGAGUCAGCCAUCUACGGGUAUAUGAAAAAACAUCGGCGCGACUGCAAUGAGGACCAGCGUAUCGACUGUUUCGAUAUGGCGGCCAUACAUAUGGCCGGUCCGACCAAUUGUAAUGCCCAAUGGUUUUACGAGUCCCAGUAUUGGUCCGAUUUUCGCGAGUGUUUUGAUUUUAGGCGACGCAAGUAAUUGUUAUAAUAAUAAU